This is a messenger RNA of Linum tenue, 1206 nucleotides long. The record is from the annotation of a GenBank genome assembly. NCBI's taxonomy places the organism in Eukaryota, Viridiplantae, Streptophyta, Magnoliopsida, Malpighiales, Linaceae.
UCCCUUUUCUUCUUCUCCCCUCUUUCCCCACCUUCCUCAAAUGCCUCGCCGCUCUUCCUCGUCGGGAAACUUCGGCAGGAAGCUCCAGCCGGCCAAGCGCGCCCUCCGGCGUCUGGCCCACACGCUCCAAACGAAGCUCAACGACCUCGACUUCCCGCGAGCCAUCCGGGUCAUCCGGAAAGGCACGAAUCGGAUCCUCACCUACUGCUCCACCCAUCUCUUCCGCAACAACCGCUCCCUCCAGGUCGUUCCCAAUACGCCGUCGUAUCGCCAUCACAACCACCACAACUACAUCUCCGACUACUACACCAACAGAAGCAGCAGCAACCGCAACCUCCUCCGCAAGAGCUUCUCCGCCAUCUUCAUCGACCAGCUCUACCCCGAUGACGAUAACGACGCCGCCGCUGCUGAGGUUAAAAUCCCGACGACGACGAAUAGGGUGGAGGCGACGUCGUUGAGGGGUAAGGAAGUGGUGGUUCGUAAUGUUAACAAAAGGCCGCCGCUGCCGAGGAAUAGUUGUAGGGAAGGGGCGGCGGUGAGAACGGCGUCGUCUUUGAUCCAGAGGAGGAGGAAGGAUGCGUUGGUGAUUAUGGAUGAUGAGGAGGAGAAUAAUCCGAUGGAGACGCUGGAAGAUGCGUGGAGGGUAGUGGUGGCGAGGUCGCCGCAGCUCCGGCCGGUGGAUGUGAGGGCGGAGGAGUUUAUAUAUAAUUUCAGGGCGGGCAUGAAGACCCAGAAGACCAAGUCAAUUCUCGAGAAACAGAACCUGUUGCCAGCCAGGAUGCACAAGAUGGAGGGUUGGAGAAGGAAACGACAUUAGAAUAUUUGCUCGGACAAGUGGAAUCUAGAGAUUCAUAAUUACAAAGUAGCAUCACAAGUGGAUGGUUUGGGGAUGAAUUCUGAAGGAAAAUAGCUUGGACUGGGUUUCGAACCCACGUCUCGGAGAUUAGCUUAAUUUGAUCUCUACUGCUUGAAGAAGCACACUCCGACGUUGUUUUCUCAGCACGCCAUCGUCGCCACUUCACUUUAGGAGCCCGCUUGUUCUUAGCCACCUGUAUCUAUCCUAUUGGAUGCUUUCAAUUGUUAGUUAGCAUUAGUUUGUUAAACAUUGUUUAGUGAUCGUUGUAAAUGGUAGGGUUUCUCUAGUCUAGCCUAUAUAUACUGCUUGUAAAUCUUACAUUCAAUCUAAUGAAACAAAAGGUUUCACAC